Molecule: messenger RNA, 396 nt
Organism: Macrosiphum euphorbiae (potato aphid)
Lineage: Eukaryota; Metazoa; Arthropoda; Insecta; Hemiptera; Aphididae
Source: the annotation of a GenBank genome assembly
AUGGUUACACGAUUCGACGACAAACCGUUAUGGUGGACGGUUCAUCGGACGGACGUCGCGAUCCGUGAUGGCACUCAUCGAAAGGAGACACCGGGGACGACGACAGCCCGUUUUCAGAAUCUACCCUGUCAAUGCACGAAUGCUGUCCAUGCCCACGGGCACUGUCCGCGGACAGGCCAAGCGUCGUACUUCUACUUACACUGUGCACGAGAAAUACGCAGACGACCGCCAGGCAAAGGAUUUUCGGUCCCAUGGCGGAGCAGUGCGGCGGCGGCGGCUGACUCGACGGUAAUCAGUGGCGGCGGUUGUUCAGUGGCGACGGCUCUGUGCUGGGCGGCAGGCGUAUAUGGCCGAGAAUGGUUUCCCUACGGUACGACGGAAAGCGACAGAGACUGA